CCGGGCUUUCGGGAGCCCCCCGAGGCCGGGACUCGUGCGCACGGGCGCGCUCGGAGCGGGACGCUCAGGACGUUGUUCAGCGGGUUGGGAAGGAUCAAGCAGGCCUUCUGAAUUGUAAGAGUCUAGAGAUUUUAGAGCGGCCUGUUCAAGAAGGAAGACUUCCAUUCUGCUGUGAAACCCCGAGACAAGAGAUUGGAGGGCCCAAUGGCUGCAAAAUCCCAGCCCGACGCUCCCAAAACCAAGAGUCCGGGCAGCAUCGACAACAGUGGGGCUGCCACUCAGGGCCAGUGGGGCCGUGCCUGGGAGGUGGACUGGUUUUCGCUGGCCAGCGUCAUCUUUCUGCUGCUGUUGGCGCCUUUCAUCGUAUACUACUUCAUCAUGGCGUGUGACCAGUACAGCUGCUCCCUCACUGCCCCCGUGGUGGACAUCGCCACCGGGCAGACUCGUCUCUCAGACAUCUGGGCCAAGACGCCGUCUGUGACAAAGAAGGCGGCCCAGCUCUACACCUUGUGGGUCACGUUCCAGGUGUUUCUGUACUUGGCGCUGCCUGACUUCUGCCAUAAGUUUCUGCCCGGCUACGUGGGAGGCGUUCAAGAGGGUGCCGUGACCCCCGCAGGAGUUAUCAACAAGUAUCAAAUCAACGGCCUGCAAGCGUGGCUCAUCACGCACCUUCUCUGGUUUGCAAACUCGCACUUCCUGUCCCUCUUCUCCCCCACCAUCAUCUUUGACAACUGGAUCCCGCUGCUGUGGUGCGCCAACAUCCUCGGCUAUGCGGUUUCCACCUUUGCAAUGAUCAAGGGCUACUUCUUCCCAACCAAUGCUAAAGAUUGCAAAUUCACAGGCAAUUUCUUUUACAACUACAUGAUGGGCAUUGAGUUCAACCCCCGAAUCGGGAAGUGGUUUGACUUCAAGCUCUUCUUCAACGGACGCCCUGGGAUCGUUGCCUGGACCCUCAUCAACCUGUCCUUUGCGGCCAAGCAGCGGGAGCUCCAUGGCCAAGUGACCAACGCCAUGGUCCUGGUCAAUGUGCUGCAGGCCAUCUACGUGCUGGACUUCUUCUGGAACGAAACCUGGUACCUGAAAACCAUCGACAUCUGCCACGACCACUUCGGGUGGUACUUGGGCUGGGGCGACUGCGUGUGGCUGCCGUACCUGUACACGCUGCAGGGCCUGUACCUGGUCUACCACCCGGUGCGGCUGUCCACCCCCCACGCCGUGGGCGUCCUGCUGCUGGGGCUGCUGGGCUACUACAUCUUCCGGAUGGCCAACCACCAGAAGGACCUGUUCCGGCGCACGGACGGCCGCUGCUUGAUCUGGGGCAGGAAGCCCAAGGUCAUCGCGUGCUCCUACACGUCGGCCGACGGACAGAGGCACCACAGCAAACUCCUGGUGUCCGGCUUCUGGGGCGUGGCCCGCCACUUCAACUACACGGGCGACCUGAUGGGCAGCCUGGCGUACUGCCUGGCCUGCGGCGGCGGCCACCUGCUGCCCUACUUCUACAUCAUCUACAUGACCAUUCUGCUGACACACCGCUGCCUCCGGGAUGAACACCGCUGUGCCAGCAAGUACGGCAGCGACUGGGCACGCUACACGGCUGCUGUGCCUCACCGCCUGCUGCCCGGGGUCUUCUGAGGCCCCGUCCUGUGGGAGGAGCCCCGAGCCCGGCCUGUGGGGCUCCCCCGGGACCUUCCGUUUCCCCAUCGGGAAGUACAGAGAGCCGGGCGCUCGGUGUGUCCCCCCCUUGUCCCGAGGAGAGCUCAGGGGCUUUGUGCCGCCUGCCUGCCACCAGCAGAAGCGACCAGCGUUCCCUGUGCAGUGUCUGCGUGGAGCCCGCGAUGACCCCGUCUCCUGCGUGUUGUCGGCCUGAGCUGCUGCGCUGCCCAGAUACGCUGGCGUCUGACGCCGCACGGACGUCUUCGGCUCCCUCCCGCUCCAUCUCUCUAAAUCGAGCGGAAGUGGAUACAGGCGGCGCUUCAGUUACCAGCUUCCUGCCUUUGGGCUCCAGACGCACUUUCCCGCGCCCGCUCUGCCACCGUGAGCUGGACCCUGGACACAUCUCUCCUUGGCCGUGUGCCCGGUGGUAAAUUUGAGGGGCGCUGCACCAAGAAGGGGGCUUCUCUUUCUGGGCUCGGUGAUUCCACUUCAUUUCCUUGUCGCCCAUGGCUGCAGGGGUGCAGAGGGGGGCCAAGGUGCUCGUCCAGAGCGUGCCGAGGUCAUGGCCCCGGCUGUGGCCCCAGCGGCCGACCCUCUGAGCAUCCGGCCACCAGGCUCGGCAUGCCAGCCCUUCCAGGGCGCCUCCUGCGUGCCUGGUGUCCGCACACAUUGGCUCAGACCCAGGAAACCUGUGUAUCAUCCCGAGGGCCUCCUCCAGCAAGAUCCGAAUCCCAGCCUUGAGGAGGAGAUGUCUUUCAGGUGAAUUUUUUUACCUUGGGUACUUGCCCUUAACCCGAGGAUUUUCUUGAGAGCUCUCUUUAAACAUUACUGCCUUAGUUGACUUGGUAAUUACAUUAAAGUUGCUCUGUUCUAA
Messenger RNA from Hyaena hyaena (striped hyena), 2527 nucleotides. RefSeq names its product 7-dehydrocholesterol reductase (gene DHCR7). Gene Ontology annotation, molecular function: 7-dehydrocholesterol reductase activity. The coding region runs from base 205 to 1632 and encodes 475 amino acids. Gene Ontology annotation, cellular component: endoplasmic reticulum membrane. The transcript has 9 exons. The record is from RefSeq and is a predicted model, not a curated record. Gene Ontology annotation, biological process: brassinosteroid biosynthetic process; cholesterol biosynthetic process. NCBI's taxonomy places the organism in Eukaryota, Metazoa, Chordata, Mammalia, Carnivora, Hyaenidae.